Kogia breviceps (pygmy sperm whale) is the source of this 2785-nucleotide messenger RNA. The record is from RefSeq and is a predicted model, not a curated record. Lineage: Eukaryota; Metazoa; Chordata; Mammalia; Artiodactyla; Physeteridae.
AUGUCGCCAGCAACCACGCAAGAAGGCAGCCUGGGUGGCACAGACCCACGGGAGCCACCAGCGAUGUCACGCCUCUUCUUCGCCUGCCUGCUGGCCGUCUUCCCAGUGGUCUCCAUGAAGAGUCCCAUAUUCGGUCCUCAGGAUGUGAGCAGUGUGGAAGGCAGCUCAGUGUCCAUCAAGUGCUACUAUCCGGCCACCUCUGUCAACCGGCAUACCCGGAAGUACUGGUGCCGGCAGGGAUCCAGGGGCCGCUGCACUACCCUCAUCUCCUCAGAGGGCUACGUCUCCAAGGACUAUGAGGGCAGAGCCAACCUCACCAACUUCCCAGAGAGCGGCACAUUUGUGAUGAGCAUCAGCCAUCUCACUCGGAAUGACUCGGGGCUCUACAAGUGUGGUCUGGGCAUUAGCAGCAGAGGCCUGUCCUUUGAUGUGAGCCUGGAAGUCAGUCAAGUUUCUGGGCAGAUAAAUGGCGUCCACGUCUACACAGCAGACCUGGGCAGAACGGUGACCAUCAACUGCCCUUUCAGGGCUGAGAAUUCUCAGAAGAGGAAAUCUUUGUGCAAGAAGACAGGCCAGAGCUGCGUGCUAGUCAUCGACUCCACUGAGUAUGUGAGCCCCAGCUACAGCAACAGAGUACGUCUCAGUAUUCAGGGUACCAACCAAUUAGUGUUUAGCGUUAUCAUCAACCGAAUCCAGCUUAGCGAUGCUGGGAUGUAUGUCUGCCAGGCUGGGGACGAUGCCAGCGCCGACAAGAGCAACGCCGACCUCCAAGUGCUGAAGCCCGAGCCUGAGCUGAUUUACGGAGACCUCAGGGGCUCGGUGACCUUUGACUGUGCCCUGGGCCCCGAGAUGGCAAAUGUGGCCAAAUUUCUGUGCCGGCUAAAAAAUGCGGAAGCUUGCAGUGUGAUCAUCAACACGCUGGGGAAGAAGGCUCAGGACUUUGAGGGCAGGAUCCUGUUCACUCCCAAGGAUAAGGGUUUCUUCAGUGUGCAUAUCACCGGCCUGAGGAAAGAGGAUGCAGGGCUCUACCUGUGCGGAGCCCACCCUAAUGGUGAGCCUCAGGAAGGCUGGCCCACCCAGGCUUGGCAACUCUUCGUCAAUGAAGAGACCAUGAUUCCCCCAAGUCGGCCUGUGGUGAAAGGAGUGGUGGGAAGCUCCGUGACCGUGUCCUGCGCCUACAACCCGAAGGAAACAGACAGCCUGAAGUACUGGUGUCGCUGGGAAGACACUCAAGACGGCCGCUGCCCGCAGCUGGUGCAGAGCGGGGGGCUGGUCAAGGAGCAGUACGAGGGCAGGCUUGCACUGUACGAGGAGCCAGGCAAUGGCACCUACACCGUCAUCCUCAACCAGCUCACCACCCAGGACGCCGGCUUCUAUUGGUGUUUGACCAACGGCGAUACUCGCUGGAGGUCCAUGGUGGAGCUCAAGAUUGUGGAAGGAGAACCAAGCCUCAAGGUACCCAAGAACGUCAGGGCUUGGCUGGGAGAGACCCUCAAGAUUUCCUGCCACUUCCCCUGCAAAUUCUACUCCUAUGAGAAGUACUGGUGUAAGUGGAGCAACAGAGGCUGCAGGGCCCUGCCCAGCCGGGACGAAGGCCCCAGCCAGGCCUUUGUGAACUGCGACCAGAAGAGCCAGAUCAUCUCCCUGAUCCUGGACUCUGUCACCAGCGAGGACGAAGGCUGGUACUGGUGCGGAGUGAAGGAGGGCCACCAAUACGGAGAGACCGUGGCUGUCUAUGUGGCGGUAGAGCAGAGGGUGAAGGGGUCCCAAGAUGCCAGUGGAGUGAAUGCUGCUCCUGGUGAGGAGGCGAUGGAGCCGAGGGCCAGAGAGACUGAGAACAAAGUCAUUCUGGGUCCCAGCCUUUUUGCAGAGGAAAGAGCAGUGAAGGAUAUUGUAGUUCCAGCUGGUGGGAGUGGAGUACCCGCAGAUCCCAGCAGCUCUGCAGGACAAGGUGGGAGCUCCAAAGCACUGGUCUCCAUCCUGGUGCCCCUGGCCCUGGUGCUGGCUGCAGGGGCCAUAGUGAUUGGGGUGGUCAGAGCCCGACACAGGAAGAAUGUCGACCGGAUUUCAAUCAGAAGCUACAGGACGGACAUUAGCAUGUCAGACUUUGAGAACUCCAGGGAUUUUGGAGCCCAUGACAACAUGGGAGCCUCUCCAGACACUCAGGAGACAACUCUCGGAGGAAAAGACGAGUUCGCCACCACUACCAAGGAUGCUGUGGAGAAGGAAGAACCCAAGAAGGCGAAAAGGUCAUCCAAGGAGGAAGCCGACAUGGCCUUUACCACCUUCCUGCUCCAGACCAACAACAUGGCCACCGCCACCCAGGACGGCCCCAGAGAAGCCUAGACAGAGGCCUGGUUGCACCCAUCCCUCCGCACGUGGCAAUCACGUUCCGAAUCACGUUGAUCCUCGGGGCCCUGAGCUCCAGGCUCCACUCCCUGCACUCACACCCCACCUAGGCUUUUCCUACCUGUCCUCAGAGGGUAUGUUGGUCCCUUCUCGGUGGCAUCCAAGCCUGGCUUACUUGUUCCUGUUGGGGGUGAGGUGACAUGAGGCGUUCCCACCUACAGCUUAUUCCUAAUGAAAGAACUAAGGUGUGGAAGGAGAAUUAAGAUCUAAGGGGACCUUUCAGAAAGAAAAGGGACCACAGUGGGUGGGGAGACGAUUUCAGAAAGCCAUUCAGGGCUUCUCUGCACCCUUGUUUGGAGAUGUCAGUGGGAUUCUCCCUUCCACUCCAUCUCCGAAUCUCCCAAUCCCCCACUCCCUUCCAUCUUCUCUUCUUCUU